UGAUAUACGAAUAUUCACUUCGGGGCAGUUAACGGCUUCUAAUUAAGCUGAGAAUAUUCGCCAUUUUUAUAUUUUUAGGGCUCUUCCGCAUUUUUGUAGCUUUGAGUGGAUUAGAUCACUAGGCAGCGAUGGAUCUGAUCGAUCUGGGAUCCAGCAUUUCUCCUCUGCUGUGCUGCUAGGGCGUACAAGAGAAGAGGUCGAUGGGAUGCGUCCUGGGCGCGGCGCGGGAUAAUCCCAAGUGCUACCUGGAUAUCUCGGCAGCUGGGGAAUCGCUGGGGCGCCUGGUGAUCGAGCUGCGCAAGGAUGUGGUUCCAAGAACAGCGGAGAAUUUCCGGGGCCUGUGCACGGGUGAGUAUGGCGCGUGCUACAGGGGGAGCAGCAUUCACAGGAUUGUGCCAGGCUACGUUGCGCAGGGGGGAGAUUGUGGCAAAUCGAUCUAUGGGAAGAGAUUCGAGGACGAGAAUUUCAAGCUCUUGCAUACUUCCAAAGGGACGCUUUCCAUGGCAAACAAUGGCCCUCACACCAAUGGGACACAAUUUUUCAUCUCUUUGGGUAAAUGCAAGCAACUAGAUGGAAAGCACGUCGUGUUUGGCAAAGUCAUCCAAGGCAUUGAGCUUUUGGACUCGCUGGGCAACUUGGGGAGUAGCGAAGGAAGAACGAUCAAAGAAGUAAAGAUCCAUGACUGUGGCGAGCUAGUUCAGUAAAUACUGUGAAAAAGAAAAACUAUUUUCCUUUUCAUACCUGUGAAAAUAGGAUAUUGCGCAACAAUAUACAGCAAAGAGCCAUGGAGUUGCUUCAAAGCUUAAAUAUAUCUCAGAUAUAUCUUGAGAGAAAGAUCAAAAUACAA
Selaginella moellendorffii is the source of this 847-nucleotide messenger RNA. Its product is annotated as peptidyl-prolyl cis-trans isomerase. The coding region runs from base 201 to 704 and encodes 167 amino acids. The record is from RefSeq and is a predicted model, not a curated record. NCBI's taxonomy places the organism in Eukaryota, Viridiplantae, Streptophyta, Lycopodiopsida, Selaginellales, Selaginellaceae. Gene Ontology annotation, molecular function: peptidyl-prolyl cis-trans isomerase activity. Gene Ontology annotation, biological process: protein peptidyl-prolyl isomerization. The transcript has 4 exons.